CGGCUCAUUGACACACCGUCGCCAACAAAAGUCCCGUUUCCAUCCUAACCACACCGCACGCCUGGCCUCCCCCACUAUCUUCUUUUAUCUUGGUGCCGUGCCACAGCCCAGAAGGAGAGCGGCAGCGGAGAGCUCUCGCCUCUGCACUAGCCGCCGCACCGCAACAUUAUGGCGAGAGCUCACCUAGCCCUGGUCAGCUUCGUAGCUGCCCUCGCCGCCGCCUCAAUUAUUGGUGCGGCGUCCAAGUCGUUCACCGUCACCAACAACUGCGAGCACACGGUGUGGCCGGGAAUCCUCUCCAGCGCUGGCUCGGCGGCGAUGGACACCACGGGCUUCGCGCUGGCGCCGGGGGAAUCGCGCGCCAUGAGCGUGCCGUCGGGGUGGUCGGGCCGCCUGUGGGGCCGCACGCUCUGCUCCACCUCCACCUCCGCCGACGGCACGGGCAGGUUCGCCUGCGUGACGGGCGACUGCGGCUCGGGGAGGCAGGACUGCGCCGGCGGCGGGGCGGCCCCGCCGGCCACGCUGGCCGAGUUCACCAUGGACGGCAGCGGGGGCAUGGACUUCUACGACGUGAGCCUGGUGGACGGGUACAACCUGCCGAUGCUGGUGGCGCCGCAGGGCUCCGCCGCCGCCGCGGGCGGCAGCUGCGUGCCCACCGGGUGUAUGGUGGACCUGAACGGCGCGUGCCCCGCCGACCUGCGCGUGGCGUCGACGACGACGACCGGCGGCGUGGCGUGCAAGAGCGCGUGCGAGGCGUUCGGGUCGGCGCAGUACUGCUGCAACGGCGAGUACGGGAACCCCAGCACGUGCAAGCCGUCGGCCUACUCGCAGUUCUUCAAGAACGCGUGCCCCCGCGCGUACAGCUACGCGUACGACGACGCCACCUCCACCUUCACCUGCGCCGGCGGCGACACCACGUACGCCAUCACCUUCUGCCCCAGCACAACCAGCGUGAAGGCGGCCGGCGGGGCGCAAGGAGGAGGCCUGCCGCUGAUGAACGCCACCAUGAUAUACCUCGGCGGCGACCAGGUGGUCGUCGGAUCCGCCACAGCCGCGGCGCGGGUGCCGCCGUCCGUCCUCCAUGAGGUCCUCAUCGCCGUCGUGUCCCUCGCGCUGGCAGGUGCUCUGUACUGAUCAUCACAUGCCCCCACUGCAAUACGACGCGACGACGCCGGCCGGACGCGAGACAAUCGUGCUCCUGCACACUGAAAAUUGCAGGACAGAAACGAGAAAUGGACGCACCACCUGCUGCCUGCCGGCCGGUGGUGGUGCUCACACGGUCCGGACCAUAUUGCGAGCCCCAGCAACGACAGUGUGAUUCACCCGUGCCGAAAGAGACAGCUGCGAUGCAAAAUUGAUUCAAGACAUUAUUGUGGAUUUUUUUCUUACAUAUAUAUUUAGUACACGAUUAUACGCAUAAUAUGGUAGCAGUUGAUAGCUUCUUCCUUUUUCUCUCACUUUUUCUGUAAGUUAGUGGAUAUAAUACGAAUAUUUAAUUUAGUGCACGGCUAUAGAAGGGUCCCAGGUCGCAGUCGAGAUGGGAUUGUUGGAAUUUUGUGGACGUGUACACGAUAGGCACGAAAUUUUUGGCCGAUGUAACUGGAAUUCUGGAUAUAGUAUAUGUUUGGUCCAGGAUAAUCAUCUGUUCUCAACUCCCUAAGACAGACCAGCAAAAUGCAGCAAGCAAAUGUAAUUAAUGGUUGAGUAUA
This is a messenger RNA of Sorghum bicolor (sorghum), 1709 nucleotides long. Its product is annotated as thaumatin-like protein 1b. Gene Ontology annotation, cellular component: extracellular region. The record is from RefSeq and is a predicted model, not a curated record. The transcript has 3 exons. The coding region runs from base 169 to 1134 and encodes 321 amino acids. Gene Ontology annotation, biological process: defense response. NCBI's taxonomy places the organism in Eukaryota, Viridiplantae, Streptophyta, Magnoliopsida, Poales, Poaceae.